Messenger RNA from Neocloeon triangulifer, 1519 nucleotides. It is a transcript of the gene OXA1L, whose product is annotated as mitochondrial inner membrane protein OXA1L. Lineage: Eukaryota; Metazoa; Arthropoda; Insecta; Ephemeroptera; Baetidae. Gene Ontology annotation, cellular component: mitochondrial inner membrane. Gene Ontology annotation, biological process: mitochondrial respiratory chain complex IV assembly; protein insertion into mitochondrial inner membrane from matrix. The transcript is spliced from 8 exons. Gene Ontology annotation, molecular function: membrane insertase activity. Bases 63 to 1394 code for a protein of 443 amino acids. The record is from RefSeq and is a predicted model, not a curated record.
UCUGCAAUACAAAUGCGGACAGAAUUUUAACUAAAAUCUACUACAGCUACAGCUGUGAAAAGAUGGCCGCACUCGUAAUUCCUCGUGCGGCAAAUUUUGCCAAAUUUCGGCAUGUCACCCCUGUAGUUAGCAUUUUCCACCAAUAUGAGGUUCGUGGCAAUACAACCUGCACCUCAAUACGGCAUCACAGUCUGUCGGCAUGCACAUCUCGCAGUUUCAUUCGAACGGGUUGUGCUCGUUCCCCUUAUCUCCUUGCUGGAUGGAGAGCGGCCAGCACGACUACUGACCCCAACACAUUUGUCAAGUUGAGCGGCCCAACAACUCCUCCACAAACUUCCGUCGAGAAAGAAAAUUUCGUGGCUGAGGUGACUGCAGAGUCGGCAACCGACAGUAUCCCAGCACUACCUGACCUCCCCGUACUUGAGCCAGAGGCGCUGAAUGCCCUCGGCGAAGCAACACUGGCAUCCAUAGGACUUGGAGGGUGGACGCCAGUAGGGUUUUUGCAAAACUGCCUUGAGUAUCUGCAUGUAGACUGCAGCCUACCCUGGUGGGGUGCCAUUAUGACAGGUACCCUGAUAGCAAGAUUAUUGAUGUUCCCACUGGUAGUAAAAGCGCAACAAAAUGCUGCCAAGAUGAACAAUAAUCUGCCUCAGAUGCAAGUGCUUCAAAUGAAAAUGUCCGAAGCUCGACAAAGUGGAAAUCAAUUAGAUGCUGCCAGGUAUGGUCAGGAGUUGAUGGUAUUUAUGAGAGAAAAGCAAAUCAGUCCUUUCAAGAACAUGCUGGUUCCCUUGGCACAAGCUCCAAUUUUCAUCUCAUUUUUUGUUGGCCUUCGAAAAAUGGCGAAUGCCCCUGUUGAAAGUUUCCACACUGGAGGGAUGUUGUGGUUCACGGACUUGACUGUUUGUGACCCGUAUUAUAUUCUUCCUGUCAUUACAAGUGUCACCCUUUGGGCUACAAUUGAGUUGGGCACGGACACAGCAAAGCUGUCCAGCCAAAACAUGCAUUUAAUGAAGUACGUGCUCAGAGCCAUGCCAGUCAUCAUUUUCCCUUUCACAAUGAAUUUCCCUGCUGCAAUUUUGUGUUACUGGAUGUCAUCAAAUCUGAUUUCCCUAGUACAAGUAGGAAUUUUGAAGAUUCCUGCCGUGCGCGAUUACUGUAAAAUCGAGCGCCUUAUCACACACGACCCUAACAGUUUGCCCAGGAAAGAAAAGGGUUUUGUCAAAGGAUUCAAAGAAUCUUGGGACAAUAUGAAAGUGACCAAAGAAAUGGAGGAAAGGGCAAGAUUCAAUGAGUCACAAUUCCAGAAGUACGGAGAAGGUCCGAUCCCAAAAACAUACAAAUACGAUCCCACCAGGCAGCGAAACGCAGUGGCUGCCAAGAAGCGGGACAAAUGAGUUUGAAACUAAGACCUAUCCCGUUGUAUAUUUGACUGAUUCAAUAAUUUACUCAAAGUAAAAUCCUAACUAAAUUUUUGUUGGAAAAAUUAGAUUCUCAAAAUGUGUAUAAAGACUUAAAUUUA